Varanus komodoensis (Komodo dragon) is the source of this 3632-nucleotide messenger RNA. RefSeq names its product protein kinase cAMP-dependent type I regulatory subunit alpha (gene PRKAR1A). Gene Ontology annotation, cellular component: cAMP-dependent protein kinase complex. The transcript is spliced from 12 exons. Gene Ontology annotation, molecular function: cAMP-dependent protein kinase regulator activity. Gene Ontology annotation, biological process: regulation of protein phosphorylation. NCBI's taxonomy places the organism in Eukaryota, Metazoa, Chordata, Lepidosauria, Squamata, Varanidae. The record is from RefSeq and is a predicted model, not a curated record. Bases 213 to 1364 code for a protein of 383 amino acids.
GGAGGGCGCUGGGUUUCCGGUGGGGGCGACUGCUGAGGCGGAGGAGGAGGAGGCCCCAAGUCGGGACAGGGGGUGGAGAAGGGGGCCCGAGGAGAGGCCCAGGCAGGGAGUCGUCGCUCGGACCCUGCGGUGAUACUGGGAUCAGCACCCUCUCCUGUAAAUUCUGUGCAUACCUGUAUUUGUUGCUGUUAGCUACAACUCAAAUACCAGCCAUGGCAGCCUCUAGCAGCAGUACCGCCAGUGAAGAGGAGCGUAGCCUCCGUGAAUGUGAACACUAUGUCCAAAAACACAACAUCCAGCAACUCCUGAAGGAUUGCAUUGUCCAGUUAUGCACAGUGCGACCUGAGAGACCCAUGGGGUUCCUUCGGGAAUACUUUGAAAGACUGGAGAAGGAAGAAACCAAACAGUUAAUGAGUCAGCAGAAAUCAAGCUCCCGUACGGAUUCCCGUGAAGAUGAGAUUUCUCCACCCCCACCCAUGAACCCAGUGGUAAAGGGCCGCAGAAGGCGUGGUGCAAUCAGUGCAGAAGUUUACACAGAAGAGGAUGCUGCCUCUUAUGUUAGAAAGGUUAUUCCAAAAGAUUAUAAGACUAUGGCUGCCUUGGCAAAAGCCAUAGAGAAGAAUGUGCUUUUUGCUCAUCUUGAUGACAAUGAACGAAGUGAUAUAUUUGAUGCCAUGUUUCCAGUCACCUAUAUUGCUGGUGAGACUGUAAUACAACAAGGUGAUGAAGGGGAUAACUUCUAUGUUGUGGAUCAAGGAGAAAUGGAUGUAUAUGUAAACAAUGAAUGGGCCACCAGUGUUGGGGAAGGGGGCAGCUUUGGAGAACUUGCACUGAUCUAUGGAACACCUCGAGCAGCCACUGUCAAAGCAAAAACUAAUGUGAAACUAUGGGGUAUUGAUAGAGACAGCUAUAGAAGGAUCCUUAUGGGUAGCACAUUGAGAAAGAGAAAGAUGUAUGAAGAAUUUCUUAGUAAAGUGUCAAUACUAGAAUCGCUUGACAAGUGGGAGCGUCUCACAGUAGCUGAUGCUUUAGAGCCAGUACAAUUUGAGGAUGGGCAAAAGAUUGUGGUGCAAGGAGAACCAGGAGAUGAAUUCUUCAUUAUAUUAGAGGGUACAGCUGCUGUGUUACAGCGCAGGUCAGAACAUGAAGAAUUUGUUGAAGUGGGUAGACUGGCACCCUCUGAUUAUUUUGGUGAAAUAGCUCUACUCAUGAAUCGACCUCGUGCUGCCACUGUUGUUGCUCGUGGCCCGCUGAAAUGUGUAAAGCUUGACCGUCCCCGAUUUGAGCGUGUUUUGGGUCCGUGCUCAGAUAUUCUUAAAAGGAACAUCCAGCAGUACAACAGCUUUGUGUCUCUGUCUGUCUGAAAUUUCCCUCCUCCUGCGAUACAUGCUUCACAAGUGCAGACUGCUUCAUUAUUCUUGUGCAGAGCCACAUGGCCACUGGCUAUUGCAGCUUCCUGUCUGUCUGAGGGAGGAAAAAAGAUACCAGUUGCUUUUCAUGGCAUCAGUUUAAAUUUUAAGAGCGUUAUUUUGGUGCUCCUGAUCCCAUUUAAAAUAAAUAGAAAAUUGUAUGGAGACAUUUGCUGUUACUGCUUCUCUCUGUGCAAUGUACACUGUCCAACUUAGGCAGUGACUGCCAUUCCUUUUGUUGGGAAAAUUUCCUAGCACCAAGGUUAUUGCUAUAGAGUUAAGGCUGUAACAGUAGAAAAUUCUUACAGGGCACACAUUUCUCAUUUGGUGAGUCCUAUAUUUCUUAGGUUGUGGUCACUUUCUACUCCUUUUAGACAGAGACACUUAUCUUCUCAGCUCUACUUCUUGGCAUAAAUGUUCAGGAUAUGGGUUACUUUCAGAUUGAUUUACUGAGAUUAACUCCCAGUAAAACCACAAGUACAGUUUGAUAGGUUGGUGCACCUGUAUCCAUAUCAGUUGGUUCAAGAUGGCUUGGUGAUUGUGUGUGGGGUUUUUCUGUACAAGCUUUCGCAUUGGCAGAUGCUGCCACUGCUGCUGGAUCUUUUGCCUGUUCUCAGUUGUGAAUAUUCAUAUUUGCCCUUCCUGUUUUUCUCUGUACAAAUUCUCAAUACCCAACCAAUGGGUUGAACCCCUGAAUAUUGGUGUUGAUCCUGGCAUGAGAAUUGCACUGCUGCUUAGCUAGUGCCAAAUAGUGACACCCCAUGCAGUGAAUGUAGAACAGCAAACUGAAGGGUAUGUCCUGCAUGUCCAGUCUUUUGCCUGCCACUUGCAAUCUUUGCCCUCCCUGUUAAUGGUGGAACCAGAGAAUUCAGUGGCUCUGUUAAAGUAGCUGGCAUUCAGUGUGGACUGAAAUAUGCAAUCACCUUUCGGAGGAUGACCUGACUGGCUCAUUUGAAAGACAGGAAGCAAAAACCAGUGUCUUGUGUCCUGUCAAACUCUUCUUUCUAAGAGUAACUUUUGUCCAAACAGAAGUUUUGUUAACUUUUAAAUGUUCAAAGAUACUCAGUCUGAGCAGCUCACUUAGGUCUUUGUUUUGCCCCAGAUUCUCAUAUCACUCUGACAGAAUAACUAUUUUUGGAAAGUUAACCUUGUUGUCAAGUCUGAAAUGUGUUUCAGUAUUUACCAGGUUUGUGUUAACAAUAUUCUGUGUGCACCAAGUGCUGCCCACUAGCUUUAUGGAAUUUCACAGUUGGAUAAUGUAGGCAAUUCAGUUUCAUUAUAACAUGUAAAUUAUCUAAAAGAAAUUAGUAUAGGGUUUUAUUUGGGAGUGACAGCAAGUAUUUUCCAUUAGUUAAGCAACUAUUUUUUAUGAAUCUCAUGCACCCAAGCCUUCCACCCACCCUAAUGGACAAUUGGACCUGGUAUAUGCCUUUCUGAUUUGUUGGCUGUUGAGAAAAGUUUGCUAAUCAUAUUUAGAGUUCAAGGAAUAGGAGCCUUAGUAUAAAAAAAAACCUGUGGGGAGCUCUUGAUAGGUCCACAUUUCUAGAUAUGGAUUAAAUGUAACAUAUAUAUUGUGAAUUCCUUCUGUAUUUCCUAAAGACAUUGGUGAGAUAAGGAUAUCCACCUCUCAUCUUCAGGAGUCAGUACAUGCUAUUUUUUCCUCUAAAACUCUAUUCAGUUUGAACCUAUCCAGGGAUUAUUUUCUUUAUAUUUUUGUUACUUUUGAAGCUUGAUCUGAUCCUUGUUGAAGUACCAAAAAGAUUUUAAAUCUUAUGUAAGCUAGUUAGAGCACCACAAAAAUGCACAUUUUUUAUAUAAGGCUUUCUAAUCAAGUUUCACUACUGCGUCUUUUUAGCUUGCUGUUUACUCCCUUUUGUAGUUUUACCAACAAGAUUUUAAGAUGAACCAGCUAUGUCUGAGUUAAAUAUUAAUCACAGUUAAAGCUUUACCUUUGUGUGCAAUUUAAACAUGUUUGAAUCCACAGUUGGUAUAGUUUGCCUUAGCUAACAUUCAGGGCAUUAGAGAUAAUCUUUUGUUUGUUUGUUUGCUAGGUCACCUUAGCAAAUUAAACUCUACUGCCCUAGAGUGCUAUAGUAAACCAGAGGACCAUUUUUGUAUUGUUACCAGACUGUAAGUCUGACUUACUGUAUGUGCUAAUAUAUUCCUUUUGUUAUAGAUUGUCCUAAUGGCAGGUAAAGCAAUAAAACGAUUUAAAUUCUUAAA